This is a messenger RNA of Aegilops tauschii subsp. strangulata, 1155 nucleotides long. RefSeq lists its product as uncharacterized. Lineage: Eukaryota; Viridiplantae; Streptophyta; Magnoliopsida; Poales; Poaceae. The record is from RefSeq and is a predicted model, not a curated record.
AUGGCGGCGAUGCAUUCGUGGUCCAGGGACCUCACAAGCGGCGAGUCCACGAGGCUUCCCGUGAGCGCUGACCAGCUCGGGUUCGUCAUCCGUGCCGAGCUCGUCGACCGGGAGAGCGCCGGCGCCGGCCAGAACGUGCGCGUGGCCGUACACGCCAACACCGGCGAGGAGAUGCAGAGGUUCGUGCUGUCGGCGGAGAGGCCCUUCGUGGAGCCGGGGUCCGUGCCGGGGCUGCACGAGGAGUUCUCUCUCGACCGGGAGGCCGACUCCGCUACCCACGCGGUCGUUCGCUUACACGGUUUCCAUAUUACACAGCCGCCUGACAUGAACAGCAGCGACGAGCUCGAUAUGAGCAGCCUCGGCGACGAAGAGCUGGUACAGAUGGAGUACGUCCCCGAGGGCCGGUUUCUUGGAGGCCCGGUGCCGUGGUUUGCCGCCGCAGGGUGCACGGCCGGCUGCAUGCGGGUCGCCGCCGUGGAGGACCGAGAAGAAGCCGACAGCAAGCAGAUCCUGGUGCUCUACCGCUACACCACUUUCUCGGCCUCAUCGGAGGGCGUGGUAGCGCGAGGGAGAACCAGGGCGCACCUGCUCCGGUUCAUCGCCACGGGCGACCACACGGCGAGGUCGCUGGCGUGGGCCGGAUCAUCUCUGGUCCGGCUGAUAUACCCCAGUCACUUCAGCGAGCAGCUCCAGGAGCUAUGGUCGAGCCUGGCGUCGCAGGUGAGCGUGCUGCCGCGCGCCGCGCGCGUCGAGGUGUUCGUCGACGUCGGCAUCCUCCGGAGGUCGGACUGCACGCCGGAGCGCGUGGACCGGAUGCGCACCGCGCUGGAGCACAUGGCGGAGGAGCCGUGGCCCGGACGCUUCACCGGCAUGGAGAUGCACCUGCCGGUGCCGAUGCGGUGCGGCCAUGACAAAGACGAAGCCCCCAUCGACGACACGGACGCCGGUGAACGGCCAGCGAAGCGGAGGAAGGUCUUCGCCGCCGGGGAGGAUUGCCCCAUCUGCUUGCAGCAGCUCAAGGGAGACGACCUCGCCGCGUGGCCGGGGUGCGGCAAGCCCCACGUCUUCCAUGGCGCGUGCUUGGAGCGCGUCCACGUGGAGAAUAAGACGUGCCCUAUGUGCAGGCACAAGCUAUACAUCGAGCCCAAACUCUAA